AUGCUAAUCAAAUUACCAAGGCAACUGCUGGAGCCGCCCAUCCAUCAAAUGGUGAUUCGCGUUCGUGCUGUUGCGAUAUUCUGUUAUUGUAAGACGCAUAAUUGUUCCUGCAGCAUAACUUCCCGGCCAUCUAAUAGGGCGGAUCAGUUGGAUCCCAGGACAUGGAGUGUACCCCUCGAUUCCUCAAACUGCUGUGGCCUCAUAGUUCCGACCAAGGUCAGGGAGAGCCAUGACGUGAUUCAACCAUGUGGACGUCGUGCUGGCUGGAAGGGACUUUCGGUGUGCGCAGCGUGCCUCAAGUCUUUUCCCAAGAUGAGUGAACUGAACCAGCAUUACAUCUCAAAACACAAGGAAUUGCUGGAACGUGAGUGGACUGCGGCACUUACUAAGAGGCAGCUUCGAGGCUGCAAGGCAACAAAUCGGAAACAGCAUUUGUGUGAUCGUCCGCGGGCCCAAAAACAACCCCUGGUAUCUGCAGACGUAUCAAACAGGAUCCCGGCUCCACACCCUAUAGAAAUGCGCAGCCAAUCGCGAACAGAGGGAAUGGGCAAGAGUUCGCGGAAAGGCCACUUUUGUCCAUGGUGCAACUAUUGCGCCAAGUGGCCAACGGAACUGCAGAAACACAUGGUGGUGCACGAUAAUUCGAGACCCUACUCCUGCAUAAUCUGCAGUAACUGCUACAAGUGGAGUUGGGACCUGGGACGUCAUUUCUCAACCGUCCAUGCAGGUCUGCCAAAUCCCUACAAGCUAAACAAAAAGUCUUCUCGUAUUCAAAUCCGCCGGUCCAUUUGA
Messenger RNA from Mesocestoides corti, 792 nucleotides. The record is from the annotation of a GenBank genome assembly. NCBI's taxonomy places the organism in Eukaryota, Metazoa, Platyhelminthes, Cestoda, Cyclophyllidea, Mesocestoididae.